Messenger RNA from Myotis daubentonii (Daubenton's bat), 7185 nucleotides. RefSeq names its product fibroblast growth factor 12 (gene FGF12). Gene Ontology annotation, molecular function: growth factor activity. The record is from RefSeq and is a predicted model, not a curated record. NCBI's taxonomy places the organism in Eukaryota, Metazoa, Chordata, Mammalia, Chiroptera, Vespertilionidae.
CCCUGCACGGAGAUAGUGCUCUAGCCCAGCAAGCAGAGCUCACUGGGAGGCGGUGAGAGCGCACGGGAGCUGUUUCAGCUCCCGGUGCCCAGAGCCCCAGCUCAUGAAUGAGAAUCCACCCUGAGAGCCCCCUCCGGGGCCUGGGUCCCCAACGAAGGAAGCUCCCUAGCCCAAGGCUCUGAGCGGCUACCCGCGCAAGUUGGGCGAGUUGGCAGCAGCCCUCGCCUGCCUCCUGGCCGGUGGGGCCCCAGAGUCUGCGUCCGGCCUCAGGACCCUGUUGGACGCUCCGCCGCCUCCCGCAGUGGCCCCAGAUGGCCCAAGGGCCCCGCCUGCGCCCCUGGCGCUAGACCAUGGUGGGCAGCUCGGCCCGGAGCCGCAGCCACCUAGAGCCCAGGUCGCCGGCAGCCAGCCCCCGCCCCACCGGAGCGGACACGCGGGUGAUCACAGCGCACCGGUUACUUCCUUCCUCAGCCGGGAUGGGCCCCGCUGACUGAGCGAUCAGCCUCCUGUCCGCCGGUAAUCCCCAUCGGAUCUGCUGCCUGGGAGCCAUCGAUUGCCGGGGGUGCGAACCUGGGGCCGGCCUGGCGGAGAUGACCUGAUCCAGCUCGCCCGCCCGGGCACCUCCUCCUUCCUCUGCUCCCUCCGAGUCUGAGUCUGUGCCGAGACCGGCUCUGCUGCCUGCGGGAGGACCAUGGCGGGGAGCUCCAGUUAAAGGCGUGUGGGCGCCCGCUGGAGAGGACACCUUCAGCAUCGCUGCCUUUUGAGGGGGCUUAUUCCAACGACUGAGUCAUUCCAGAUUUAGGAUUCCCUAAAUACUCACCGACUGUGCCCGUUUCCUGCCAGAAAGCCAGCGGAAAAGAAAGAGCACCCGGUCUCGGGACCCCGGUAUCCCCGCUCCCGCGGGUUGCUCCCUGAGGAGUGCCUAGCCCUCGAGGAUCUCCCUCCCUCCCUCCCUCCCUCUCUCUCCUUCCUCCCCAACCCCUCUUUCCCUCCCUCCGCCCCAGCCUCCUGCCCUCUUUGCAGCGCUGCUGGCUGGCGGGGAGUCCGCUCACCGCAGAGGUUCCUAGCUGCCCCCUCCCCGAGCCCCUGCCCUGCCUCCUGCUCACGGCUCCCACUGCGCGCCUCUCCGAAUGUGAGAAAGGCGGCUGGAGCCAUGCAGUUCUCAGACCUCACCCCGCCGGGAAGGACCUCCUCAUCUCCAGAACUGCGGGCCGCAGGGAGUUAAAUUGCUGCCUUGCUCGCCUUCUCUCUUGCGGUUGGUGGCUUGUUCUCGAAAGGAACGUUUUAUUCACUUUUUAAGUAUUGUCCACGGGGGCAAGCCUCCGUGGCUGGGCCAGACCCUGCUUUCUAACCGGGUUUUGUCUGAUGUCUGUGUAGAUAAUACUUUGGACACCUUGCAACGCUUGCGCCUCUGCAACAGGGGCACGGCUGGUUGUUUCGCACAUCUUUCUUCCCUUCCACUGGGUACUCUGAAGGCGGGGUGACCAACUCCCCAGAGCCCCUUGGACUCUGAUCGCUCGGGGCGCACGAGUCUAGUUAGCAGGAAGGCCUGGGAGCGCCCCGCCCCCGCCCCCUCCGCCAGCUGUUGGGGGAAGUUUACAUCUGGAUUCUCACACGUUUUGGCGCUGCCGCCAGACUCUGAUAAAGCUUGUGGGCGCGGGUUUUCGGAACUGCAGCCUUUUCAAACGUUAGCACUGCCUCCCGCGCCUCCAGGCCCCGAGGUCCUGCCCUAGCCCCCGGAGAGCAAUCCUGAGGGCGCAGUGGAGCCCAGGGCCGGUGUCCCUCACUGAGCCGCUAUGGCUGCGGCUAUAGCCAGCUCCCUGAUCCGGCAGAAGCGACAAGCCAGGGAGUCCAACAGCGACCGGGUGUCGGCCUCCAAGCGCCGCUCCAGCCCCAGCAAAGACGGGCGCUCCUUGUGCGAAAGGCACGUCCUCGGGGUAUUCAGCAAAGUGCGCUUCUGCAGCGGCCGCAAGAGGCCAGUGAGGCGGAGACCAGAACCCCAGCUGAAAGGAAUUGUGACAAGGUUAUUCAGCCAGCAGGGAUAUUUCCUGCAGAUGCACCCAGAUGGUACCAUUGACGGGACCAAGGACGAAAACAGCGACUACACUCUCUUCAAUCUAAUUCCCGUGGGCCUGCGUGUGGUGGCCAUCCAAGGGGUGAAGGCCAGCCUCUAUGUGGCCAUGAAUGGUGAAGGCUAUCUCUACAGCUCAGAUGUUUUCACUCCAGAAUGCAAAUUUAAGGAAUCUGUGUUUGAAAACUACUACGUGAUCUAUUCUUCCACACUGUACCGUCAGCAAGAAUCAGGCCGAGCAUGGUUUCUGGGACUCAAUAAAGAAGGUCAAAUUAUGAAGGGGAACAGAGUGAAGAAAACCAAGCCCUCGUCACAUUUUGUACCAAAACCUAUUGAAGUGUGUAUGUACAGAGAGCCAUCGCUACAUGAAAUUGGAGAAAAACAAGGGCGUUCGAGGAAAAGUUCUGGAACACCAACCAUGAAUGGAGGCAAAGUUGUGAAUCAAGAUUCAACAUAGCUGAGAACUCUUCCCUUUGUCCCUCUCUCAUCCCUUCCCUUUCCCCUUCUCCUUUACCCAUUUUCUUCCAAUAAAUCCACCCAAGGAGAGAAAAAUAAAAUGGCAACACAGGACCUAGUGGCUUCCAAAAUCUUCCUUUGUGUAGGACAGGAAAAUUGAACCCAAGCUUUCCUGUUGCAGCGUGGUAGAAAAUGCACAUGCACAAAGAUUAGCACACAUAUAAGCAAGGGGGAAAUAAAUAAAGACUCCACAAACAUUAAAGUAAAUUGUGCAUUUAUUACUAGAAGGCUAAUUGUAAUGAAGACAUAACUGUAAUAAAGAAGAAAUAAAGUUACUACCUUAAAGAAAAGGGCUUUGUAGAAUUGAACUUACAAAUUGAUGUAAUACCCUAAAUAGCUUAAGCUCUUGGUAAUGCUGUGAUGAGUGCUUUGUUUUGAUUUUGUAUUUUCUUUGGGUAUCUGAAAUUAACACAUUAUUACAUCCUGUUUUCAGGAUGUUUUUAAACCAUGAUAUUGAACAUUUACUUAUAGAUUUUUAAUGCCUCGAAAAUAUGUAAUAAGGAAUCACUUAACAUCAAGAAAAAUUUAAAAAUUUAUUUUUGAAGUUAUUAUUUAAAAUUGUUUUAGACAAAGGAUAGUCUUCUGUUGAAUCUAAUGGUAUUAACAAAUUUAAUUCCAUCAUAAAAAGUUUCAGAUUCUCUUAAGAGAUUGUCAUAUUUUUAUCAAAGAUAUUAACCUAGGAUCUCAUUUUUUUUUUAGUAAUUUAGAUAAUUUUUUUUCUAAGACUGAAGUAAAUUUUUGGAAUUAUUUGUUAUUACCAUGCCUGGGCAAUGAUGUACAAUUUACAUGCUCUUACUAUUUGGUCUGAUUUUUGACUUUGUGGACAACUUUGAGAGUAUAGGUGCAUGUCUAGUUGUCUUAGAGAGAAUUUUUAUCAUCUCUUGCAGCAGGAAAGAAGGAAGAGGAAUUUUACAUAAGAAAAUACACCCUAGAAAACUGGUCAAACCAAAUUAUGUCUGCCUUUGUAACUUACCAGAGUUUUAUGUAUACGGCAUUUUCCAAACUCUGCCAUGAUGUUGGGAGGCAUGGCUGUGAAAUUCCUAACUUACUAUUUUAUGAAGCAGAUGGAUACAUAUCCUUGUUUAUAAGUCGAGGUGACAAUAAGUGUGUUUCCUUGGGAAUUUGUAAUAGACUUAAUUUUUCUGGGGUUUAGAGGAACAAUAUGGAAUUGACAGCUAUGGUUUCAACAGACAGGGUUGUAUGAGCAGCUUAAAGUAGUAAAAAAAAAAAACCUCAGUGUAAGGCAAAUGCAUAGUUAGGAAUACUGAAGUAUUAGAAAAUAUUAGGGAAGAAAUUAACAUUAUUCACUUGCCUUGGAACAAAUAGAUCUACUUAGUCCUACAAAUCAGGAAUGGUGUAGAGACAUCCAAAUUAAAGUAAAACAAAACAGAAUGUUAGAAAAAUGUAUGCUGAUUCAUGGAUAUUAUUAAGAAGACUUAGCAUGUUACUUCUCCUGUAAUUCUACUGUCUGGCAUGUAUUGCUCCAAAUAUUACUCCCUAAAAUGUAUACUCUUUGAAGACACUCUAGGUCCUCACUUCAAUGACCUUGCCAUUGGUUGCUGUAUUCUUUCAAGGUCACCACAGUUUCUCUCACUCUACACAAUCAUUAUUCUCCAAUAGUGGUUCCUGUACUUCACCAAGUAUUCUAUUAAUGUUAUCAGGAGAUUAGCAGAAAACAAAAUGGAAGAAUUUGCCUAAUCAAUUGCAAAGGAUGAAAGUUAUGUAUCUAGGCAAGGAUUUUGAGCACAAAUUUGCAAGAAAUAUUUGUUUAACCAAAAUACUUGGAAAGUAACAAAUAAAGACAUUGAAAUUAAAGAAAAAAGGGAAUGUUGGAAAAGAAUGCCCUUGUAAAAAAAACAAACACACAAACAAACAAACAAAAACCUGGUUGUAUUUCUCCUUGUCACUCUUGAUUCAACUUGAUUAUAAAUGCACCUGUCACUUUCAGGACCAAACAAAUCCCAAGCACAAAGCCUUAUUUUCUUUAAAGACAUAAAAAGGAGACUUCUACAAAAUGGGUCACAGGCUCAUUUAGCAUGAAAUGACUUAUGGGGCUAUGUCCACACCCAUGUAUUCACUCACCACAAACUCAUCAGUGACACCAUUUUCACAAAGUGUUAUCAAUUACUCAGAUAACUUCAUGACAGAAUACAUUUAAUCCAGUUAAAUAUUAUGAAAAAUAUGAUAGAGGUAUGAAUCUCCAAUAGAAUUCUUCCCUGUGUUUUCAGUGGCUGCUUGUUUGUCAUCUAGAGUCAUUUGUUUCCUUCCUAACAGCAGUUAAAAAGCAGAGUUCUAACUCCCCAAUUUCUAUAUAUUUUUUUCCUCUAUAGCAUUUAAGCAAACGUUCAUCACAGUAAAAAUGUUUUGGAUGUUAGCUUUGUCUUAGUUACAGUUAAGUUAGAGAAUAAGUCAGAAACAUAUUACAUUAUCACAUGAACCUGACUGUGGUUUAGAGCACAGGUGAGCAUUUGCUUAACUACUGCUUCCUUUGUGAGCACCCAAAACCUGUCAUAGAAAAUGUCAGUAUUCACAGUCUAGGUUUUUUUUUUUAAAAAAAAUUAGCAAUUGUAAACAUAAUUAUCUGGUUUUCUCCAAAAAUAUGAGCCAGUUUAAAUAGUUUAUUUUCAGGUUUAUUCAAGUAAAAUAAUUCUUUACUUUGAUAUAUUCAUUAUUCCAAAUUCUGGGUCUCAAUUCAUCCCUCAAUUAUUCUCCUAUAAGUGAAGUAAGCGUUUUUAAAAAAUUAAUUCUCAGGAGAAACAUAACUUCUAGCAAAGCUUUGUAAUUGGCUCUGUACCUAUAUGUUAAUACAUGGUUAGCCCAAGAGUCCUUAUUAUAACAUGUUUUGAAAUCACUGGGCUUAAGAAUGAGGACAAAACUUUUGAGACUCUCACAAAAUAGUUUUCUGGUCAAUAUACCCAACUUGCUUGUUAAGCUAGAAGUUUGAGGUCUUGAAACAAAAUGGUGUUUUAGCUCCAUUUGCUAAUUCAGAGACUUUUGUGACUCUGGAAACUGGAGGACAGCAAGCAAACCUAUUUGUGAUCGCAGUAAUAGUUUGGGUUGUGGAUUUUACAUAUGAAUUUUAUAGCACAUUUUUAGCCACAAAGACCUGGCCCAAUAAAGAGAUGUCAAUUGAUUAACAUUGUGAUGCCUUAUGGACCUCCUUAUAACCCAGAUAGCUUUUUAGAAGAACUGUGUUGAAGACAAUGACAAUGCUGUAGAUAGGUAUUAUAUAUAGAUGGGUGAGCUUGUGGUGCCUCUAGAAAGAGAUGAGAAUAUUAAGAUAAAGUCAAAGGAUCAAGAAUGGCUUAACAUGUAUUGAAAAGUUUGACGGUCCUAACUUAGGACCACUGAUUUCUUGGUGAAGAAGCAUGACUACAUCAACAGUAAUUUUUUUUAAACACAGACCCAGAAAUAAUGAAUCUAUUAUUGCACUUUUAUGGCUUAAUGUACCAGGCCUUGCUCUGAGAAGGGUUUCCAUGAAGUUGCUUCAUUUCAUCUGCACAAGGUGAAACACAUUCAAGCAUAAAAAAAUUCCCUGCUCAUUGUAAUAUCAUAAAAAGCUGAGAUUGUAAAUAGCGUUUUUUAAAAAUCAGAAUCACAUUUAAAACAGUGGAUUGUUCUACAAAUAUAUAUGUGUAAAUAAAUAUACAUAUGCUUCUGAAAUAAGGACUAAUUAUAUAGAAUUUUUAUUUGAUUUGUGGUAUUUAGUUAUAGGUAAUCAAAAAUAAAGAGAUUUGAAUGUAAGACUUUAUAUAUAAAUGUAUAUUUCUAAUGAUAGUAUAAAUUGCCACUUUAUAAUAAAAGAAGAAACAGGUGGGAACACUAGUCAAAGCACAUGCUCCUUCAGAACUUCACGAUCUGAAUCCCCUUUUUGAUGCAGAGGCAAUUAUUUUUUUAUUUCUAAAAAGUUAUAUUAUAAACCUAUACUUCCUGAAACAGAUUCCAUGAUAAGUCACAGCAAAUUGAAAAUUUAUGUUUGAGGGCAGGAAAAAGAUGCUAAACUCUGAUCUUUAUUUUUUCGGGAUUUUUUCCUGGAGCCCAAGUUAAAUAUUCAAUAUGUAAGAUCUAAAAUAAGUGAAAAUUGGUCAUGUUCAGAGAUGGCAUGUUGAUUUUUGGUAUCAAACAGAAGCAAAAAUAUAUUUGACAUUAUACUAAUAGCAUAAAAUAAUGUCAUAGAUUUCACCAUUAGAUGUUUUAUUAGUUGGAAAGAAUGAAUUGAAGCUUCUUUGUCUUUGCUCCAAGCACAACCUAAAAAGACAGUGACAUUCAUUUCACUGAAAGUUGUUCAAAAGUCCAAAAUAUACUCCCAUGAGUAGAAUCGGUAUUAGCUCCAUUACAAGGUUCAAUGUUGCAGUCUUAAGAAAUUAUUGACACUGAAAUGUUUAAUAAACAUGUUGUAUGAGAAACUGAACAAAUUCAUGUUUUGUUUUUGCAUUAAAGCACAGACUAUUCAAAUUAUGGCUUUUUGAGAUCAGAUUUGUAAAAUGUUUAUACAUCCCAACCUUCCUAAACUAAAAAGCAAUUAUAAUCUUGAUAUGCUCAUGCAUGUACAUAAAAUACUUGCACUUUUUUUACAUUAAAUUUCUUUGGGAAGUGUC